CAGCUAUAGUAUUAAUAUUUACACACAGAUAUUCAUUAUCAACAGAGAACAGUUAGAUAACAUCCUAAUGUGAAUAAGUGGAGUUUAUUGUACGAACACAAGCUCAUGAAGGUACCCAAAAUGUUAUGUUUACGACAGCUUCAUUUGUUCAAACAAGCAGUGAAAAAUUUUAGCACCGAAAAUGUGAUAAAAUCAAGAGCGAAAAAUCUUCAAAUACCAAAAAUUAGUUUACAUGAAUAUAUGUGGCAAAAUUUAGAAAAAUGGUCAGACAGAACAGCUGUUGCUUGUUUUGAAACUAAACGCAGUUACACUUACCAUCAAUUAUACAAAAAAAGUUUAUCACUAACACGUUUCUUAAAAGAAUCUUUCAAAUCUAGUAAAGAAGCAACUGUAGGAAUUAUUCUGCCUAAUAUUCCCGAAUAUCCCAUUGUUUUUCUGGGAGCCAUACAAGCUGGAUUGCGAGUAACAACCUGCAAUCCUAGUUACACAUCAGAGGAAAUUAAACAACAACUAAAAGACUCAAAGUCCCGAAUAGUUUUUACAACACAGGAGCUGACAUCGCUAGUCCGUCAAGCCACGGAUGUACCAAUUGUUGAAAUUAGUAAUAAUAAAAGUUACACACAAGGUGCCAUAAGUUUUGAUGAAAUUUCGUCGGGAGACACUGGCCAGCCUAUUAUUAACGUCAAUGUUAAUGACAUUAUUCUACUACCGUAUUCUAGCGGCACCACAGGACUUCCUAAAGGAGUCCAACUUAACCACUUUAAUAUUGUAUCCAAUUUGUCUCAAAUUAUAUCACCUGAAUUUGCAUUAACAAAACGAACAACUGGUUCAGAUCAAGAUGUUGUACCUGCGUUUCUUCCGUUCUUUCAUAUUUAUGGUCAAGUAGUCGUAAUGUUGCAGGCCCUUAUCCAAGGUGCACAACUGAUAACAAUGCCUAAAUUUUCCUCAGACAACUUUGUGAAACUAGUGAAAAAUUACAAAAUUGAUGUAUUGUACGGAGUGCCCUUAGUAGCAAUUAUGGCUGUAAACCACCCUAAUAUUAAGAAAGAGGAUCUCACUGGAAUCAGAUUUUGGAUGUCAGGUGCCGCCCCGUUAGGAGGAUCCGACGUAGAGCGCUUUCGCGAGAAAACAAACGACAAAGUCUGCAUAAUACAAGGUUACGGCAUGACAGAAACUUCUCCAGUUACCAUCAUUCAAACAAAGAAACUUGAGCAUGGGAUCAAAACAGGUGGUAGUGGUUUACUCGUUCCUAAUACUGAAGCCAAGAUUGUUUCUCUCGAAGAGCCUUCUCUUAAUGGUCUAGAAACUAAUAAGUCAGGAGAACUAUUAAUAAAAGGACCGCAAGUAAUGCCCGGUUAUUUCAACAAUGAAGAAGCAAAUAAAGACAUAUUUCCUGAAGAAGGUUGGAUCAGAACUGGCGACAUAGCUUACUACGAUGAACAUGAUCAGUUUUACAUUAUUGAUCGUUGUAAAGAACUGAUAAAAGUAAAAGGAUUCCAAGUUGCACCUGCGGAGUUAGAAGAGAUUUUAAGAGGCCAUCCAGAUGUGGAGGAUGUUGGAGUUGUGGGUAUACCACAUCCAGUAUUAGGGGAAGCACCUAAAGCCUUCGUUGUUCCUAAGUCGGGUCAGACUGUUAAAUCCUCAGAACUGGUAGAUUAUGUGUCUACCAAAGUCUCUAAACACAAGCAAUUAACCGGAGGAGUUGUACUCGUAGACGGAAUACCAAAAAGUGCUUCAGGAAAAAUUUUAAGGCGUGAAUUAAAAAAAAUGUGAUUUUGUUUCAAGUGGUAAGUUAAUAAAGCUGGAAGAAUAAAGACUAGUGUUAAGAAUCUCGAAUCUGACCUACUCGGUAAAGUUCAAAUUUAGAAUAGUAAUUUGUAAAAGUGAAAGGUGAUAUUUUGGCGUUUACUGUUAAGCUGUAAUUAAAAAUAAGGCUAUAAUUAUAGAGACGAAUUGAAAACAAUCCACCCAAGAGUGCACAUAAAUAAAUAAAUAAAUACCUAAUCUAAGUACAUUGACAUUCUUUACUUUAUUUUGUGUUAAAAAUACUCUUGAUAAAUUAUAUGUUAAAAGGGAAUAAAUCGAUUAGUAUUGUG
Molecule: messenger RNA, 2096 nt
Organism: Zophobas morio
Lineage: Eukaryota; Metazoa; Arthropoda; Insecta; Coleoptera; Tenebrionidae
Exons: 6
Coding region: 106-1773 (555 amino acids)
Biological process (GO): fatty-acyl-CoA biosynthetic process; long-chain fatty acid metabolic process
Cellular component (GO): mitochondrion
Molecular function (GO): long-chain fatty acid-CoA ligase activity
Source: RefSeq, a predicted model, not a curated record